Molecule: messenger RNA, 2271 nt
Organism: Opisthocomus hoazin
Lineage: Eukaryota; Metazoa; Chordata; Aves; Opisthocomiformes; Opisthocomidae
Source: RefSeq, a predicted model, not a curated record
AUGAAACCUAACUUGAAGCAAUGGAAACAACUCAUGCUGUUUGGGAUCUUUGCAUGGGGUCUGCUUUUUCUGGUGAUAUUCAUCUAUUUUACAGAUAGCAACACUGCUGACCCAGUUCCGAGUUCCUUUUCAUACGUUGAAACUAAGAGGCUUCUGCCCCUUCAGGGCAAGCAGAGAGUCAUCAUGGGAGCCAUACACGAUCUGUCGUUCUCUGAAACCAUCGAUGGGAAUGAGGUACUUCUUAAUGAAGAUCUCUUAGGUACAUUUAAAUCUGGGACUGGAAGUAUUAAGAAAUGGACUGAUUUGGAAGAUGCCUUUAGAAAUGAAGAUGAGUUUUUUCCAUCCCAGAUAGGAAGAAAAUCAAAAAGUGCUUUCUACCAAGUGAAUGAUGAUUAUUUAUUUGCUGCUGGUCAGCCUCGGUCUCACAACCACCUUCAAGAGACAGCAAAAUUCAUCUCAGCCGAUGAGGAUAGUCCAAAAGUAAGUAUUUUACAGAACGACUGGAGCCGUCAGAGAAGAAUGAGGAGAAGGAGCACAAAGCACAGGAGACGCCAGAUGCUUGAUGAAUCUGAUGACUGGGAUGGGCUGUAUUCCACAAUGUCGAAAUCCUUUCUUUACAAGCUUUGGAAAGGGGAUGUCUCUUCCAAGAUGCUAAACCCUCGACUGCAGAAGGCGAUGAAAGAUUAUUUGAGCACCAAUAAGCAUGGGGUGCGGUUCAAGGGGAAACGGAACUCCAAGUUGACAGGAGACCAGCUAUUCUGCGAGCUAAAAGAAAGGGUGAAUGUGAAGACAAUAGAUGGCAAGGAGGCUCCCUUCUCCACUCUUGGAUGGGAAAAGCAUGUUCCUCAAAUUCCACUGGGCAAAUUGUAUACACAUGGCUUUGGGAGCUGUGCCGUAGUUAUGUCUGCUGGUGCAAUACUGAACUCCUCUCUAGGGGAUGAAAUAGAUUCUCAUGAUGCCGUUCUAAGAUUUAAUUCUGCUCCAACACGUGGCUAUGAAAAAGAUGUUGGAAAUAAAACAACGAUGCGGAUCAUUAACUCUCAGAUUCUCACCAACCCAAACCAUCACUUUGUCGACAGCUCCUUGUACAAAGAUGUUAUCUUAGUAGCCUGGGAUCCUGCCCCCUACUCUGCAAAUCUGAAUGUGUGGUAUAAGAAGCCAGAUUACAAUCUGUUCACUCCCUACGUACAGCAUCGCAGGAAGAAUCCAAGCCAGCCAUUUUACAUUCUCCAUCCAAAGUUUAUAUGGCAGCUCUGGGACAUCAUUCAGGAGAACACUAAAGAGAAGAUACAGCCCAACCCUCCUUCUUCAGGUUUUAUUGGUAUCCUCAUCAUGAUGUCCAUGUGUAACGAAGUGCACGUGUACGAAUACAUCCCUUCAGUCCGACAGACCGACCUGUGUCACUACCACGAACUCUACUACGAUGCAGCUUGUACCUUAGGGGCCUACCACCCACUGCUCUAUGAGAAGCUGUUGGUGCAGAGGAUGAACAAAGGUCUGCAGGAUGAUUUGUAUCGGAAGGGGAAAGUCAUUUUGCCAGGGUUCAAAGCUGUCAAGUGCCCCAAACGAAAUAAUUUCCCACACUUGUAGAAGAGAGUCCUUCAGAAACAAUGUGCAAUAAGGUACUACUGUCGUACUAUAAACAAGAAGAGAAUACUUGAAAAACGUAUCUUAGACCAAUCUAGUCUUGAGUCUAUAAAUUGUAAUUAAGUAGCAGGCAUGAGAAAUACUUUUUUUCUGAGCCUGAGUAUUUAUUACUGCUUUGCAAAUAGUUAAAGAAAAUUAAAAAAAAGGCUUAGCUCGUGAGAGGUGCAAGGGACAUACUUAGGCAGAAAUAUAAUGUAUUGUUGUGGGUGUGACUGUCAGAAUUUGUCAGUGGUCUCUUAUGCCACAUAUGCUAGACUGUAACUUUCUUUUUAAAUGAACUUAUUUAACUGUUAAAUGUGGCAUUGCGAAACAGCCUCUAUUGUUCGUGUAUAGAGCGGCCAGUUGAACAAUGCAGCGUUUCUCGUGGCUUCGUGGGAUUUUCACACUCUCCAAGAAUGAAGUAAUUGCUACUCCGAGCUGCACAGUCGUUGACUAGAGUAGACUUCAAUUCCCGUUCACACGCAGGCUCAGUUACAGACCUCCAGCUGUACGGGGCCUUCAUGGUGGCUAUGGCGCUAGUGCAGGUGGAGAUGGCUGUGCACACAGCUAAACCAGUUAAACUACUGGAUGUACUUUUGAUGCCAGACACCCAUGCUCACACUGACUGCACAGGGCAGAGGGAAA